Vitis riparia (riverbank grape) is the source of this 3083-nucleotide messenger RNA. Its product is annotated as BEACH domain-containing protein C2-like. The transcript is spliced from 2 exons. The coding region runs from base 78 to 1709 and encodes 543 amino acids. The record is from RefSeq and is a predicted model, not a curated record. NCBI's taxonomy places the organism in Eukaryota, Viridiplantae, Streptophyta, Magnoliopsida, Vitales, Vitaceae.
UGUUUAUUCUAAUAUUUUUAGGUGGCGUGUAAAUAGUCCGAAUGAGGGUAUACUAGGUCAAAGAAAGCAAUACUAUAAUGGAAGAAGAAGAAGCACAAGAGGUGAGGAAAGUCUCUGGAGGAGGUGGUCUUGUAGAGGUAAGGGUAGGAACAUCUGAUCAAGAAAAUAUUAAUAUUAGCAUUAGUGAUCAAGCUGAGAGCCAAAAUAUAGAAGUCUUGGAAGGGGUUAGCUCCUUGCCUUCGGUUGUUGAUGAAGAUCAGUUUGAACAAGUAUGUUUAGGAGACCAAGAGAAGAACACCCGGGAAGAAAAUCAGGGUUUUGUGGAUUGUAACCGAUCUUCAAAUUCGGGAAGUAUGAGAAAUUCAAAUAGUGAGAUUGAGGAUGAUUUUGCAUCUGCCCAUGGGAAACUUGAGGCGGAGGUUGAUUCCCCAGUUGAUAAGCAACACGAACGACAUUAUUCGAGUCCAGGUCCUGAGAGAUAUGAGUCAUUUCAUGCUGUGCGACAAACAUUCUCUUCAACUAGUCUUGAUUUUGCCCCCGGUUAUUUUGGGGAUGUUGGGUACUCUCCUGUUGGUUCGCCUAGAAAGCCUAGGCCCAAACCUGUAAUGCCGAAUGUGUCCCCAGAGCUAUUGCAUCUAGUGGAUUCUGCUAUCAUGGGGAAGCCUGAAAGCUUAGACAAAUUGAAGAAUAUCGUCAGUGGUGCAGAGGUUUUUGGAAAUGGCGAAGAAACAGAGAGCAUUUCUUUAUUAGUAGUUGAUUCGCUACUUGCCACAAUGGGUGGUGUUGAAUCAUUUGAAGAUGACGGGCUUCACAAUCCUCCCAGUGUAAUGCUGAACUCCAGAGCUGCUAUCGUGGCUGGUGAGCUUAUUCCAUGGCUUCCAUGGGAAAGUGACAGUGAGAGUAUCAUGUCACCUAGGACAAGGAUGGUUAGAGGAUUGCUUGCUAUACUGCAGGCUUGCACUAGGAACAGAGCAAUGUGUUCUAUGGCUGGUCUGUUAGGAGUUCUUUUGGGGUCAGCUGAGAGAAUUUUUACUGAGGAAGUUGAUUCAUCUAAGCCGAUGAAAUGGGAUGGAACUCCUUUGUGCUAUUGCAUCCAAUAUUUGGCUGGACAUUCGCUUAGUGUAAUUGAUUUGCACAAGUGGUUUCAAGUAAUCAGGAGCACACUUACCACUGUAUGGGCAACCCCAUUAAUGCUUGCAAUGGAGAAGGCAAUGGUUGGGAAAGAGUCGAGGGGUCCAUCAUGUACAUUUGAGUUUGAUGGAGAAAGCUCUGGAUUGCUGGGUCCUGGAGAGAGCCGUUGGCCAUUCACUAGCGGAUAUGCAUUCGCGACAUGGAUAUAUGUCGAAUCAUUUGCAGACACACUAAAUGCAGCAACAGCAGCUGCUGCAAUAGCGGUUGCUGCUGCAGCCAAGUCAGGGAAAUCAUCGGCCAUGUCUGCUGCAGCUGCUGCCAGUGCACUUGCUGGUGAGGGAACAGCGCACAUGCCUCGGUUGUUCAGUUUCUUAUCUGCUGAUAACCAGGGGGUGGAGGCAUACUUCCAUGCUCAGUUUUUGGUGGUUGAAAGUGGUAGUGGAAGGGGAAAGAAGGCUUCCUUGCAUUUUACUCAUGUAUUCAAGCCACAAUGCUGGUAUUUUAUUGGUCUGGAGCAUACCUGCAAGCAUGGGUUACUUGGGAAAGCAGAGAGUGAGCUGAGAUUGUAUAUUGAUUGAGCCUUGUAUGAAACUCGGCCUUUUGAGUUUCCUCGGAUCUCAAGGCCACUUGCAUUUUGCUGCAUCGGGACAAACCCUCCUCCUACGAUGGCUGGUUUACAGAGACGUCGUCGUCAAUGCCCUUUGUUUGCUGAAAUGGGGCCUGUUUAUAUCUUUAAGGAACCGAUUGGACCAGAGAAGAUGACACGUUUGGCAUCUAGGGGAGGGGAUAUUUUACCUUCUUUCUGUAAUGGCGCAGGUUUACCUUGGCUAGCAACAAAUGAUCAUUUGCAAAGCAUGGCAGAAGAAAGUUCACUUCUGGAUGCAGAGAUUGCAGGAUGCAUUCACCUACUCUAUCAUCCCAAUUUGCUUAGUGGGCGUUUCUGCCCUGAUGCUUCCCCUUCUGGCUCUGCAGGUAUACUCAGAAGACCUGCAGAGGUUCUUGGGCAAGUACAUGUUGCUACAAGAAUGCGCCCGACGGAGGCUCUGUGGGCCUUGUCAUAUGGAGGGCCCAUGUCUUUACUGCCACUGGCAGUAUGCAACGUGCAUAAAGAUACCUUGGAACCUCAACAAGGGAGUCCUCCUUUGUCUGCUGCAACAGCUGCUCUUGCUGCUCCAAUAUUUAGAAUUAUAUCUGUGGCUAUUCAACACCCUAGAAACAAUGAAGAAUUGUGUUGAACAAGAGGGCCUGAGAUUUUGGCACGAAUCUUAGACUAUCUUUUACAAACAUUGUCCUCGCUUGAAAUUGGAAAGCGUGAGGGAGUAGGAGAUGAGGAACUCGUUGCAGCAAUUGUGUCUCUUUGUCAGUCUCAGAAAAGUAACCAUGCUCUGAAAGUGAAGCUUUUUAGCAUGCUUCUAUUGGAUCUGAAAAUUUGGAGCUUAUGCAACUAUGGACUGCAAAAGAAGCUUCUAUCCUCACUUGCAGAUAUGGUUUUUACAGAGUCAUUAGUAAUGCGGGAUGCUAAUGCCAUCCAGAUGCUUCUUGAUGGCUGCAGGAGAUGCUACUGGACCAUUCGUGAAAAGGACUCUCUGAGUACAUUUUCUCUAGAUGAGGCAACACGUCCUGUUGGAGAAGUGAAUGCUUUGGUUGAUGAACUCUUAGUGGUAAUCGAACUCCUAGUUCUAGCAGCAGCUCCGUCAUUGGCUGUUGAAGAUGUUCGCUGAUUACUUCGGUUCAUGGUUGACUGCCCACAGCCCAAUCAGGUAAAAUACUUAAUCUGAAUAGAUGUGAGCAUGAUCCAGGACCAGUUUCGGAGCUUCCAGUUUCAUGAAUACGAAGAUUAAGGACUGAAAUUUACACAACUAACUGUACAAAUUGCCACAAUUGCAGAUUCAUCAUAGAGUAAUGAAGUAUUCUUUAAUAGGAAUUCCAAGAAGUAUGUGGUUUCAGUUGCA